Penaeus monodon (black tiger shrimp) is the source of this 1113-nucleotide messenger RNA. Its product is annotated as suppressor protein SRP40-like. The record is from RefSeq and is a predicted model, not a curated record. Gene Ontology annotation, cellular component: extracellular region. Gene Ontology annotation, molecular function: chitin binding. Lineage: Eukaryota; Metazoa; Arthropoda; Malacostraca; Decapoda; Penaeidae.
UUUGGGGAAGAGGGACCGGGAUCCAUGCUUGUUUUCCAGGCGUUCUCUCCUCAUGCAACUCAGGAGGAUGUUGGGGACAACCUUUCUGCUACUUACUCUUCAUCUCGACCUUCAUCCUCAGACUCUUCUUUCCCUUCAUCAUCUUCCUCUUCAAAGUCAUCUCCCUCUUCUUAUUUACCAUCAUCUUUGUUUCCUCGCCAACUCCCUCUCCUACUCUUCCGUGUCCUACCACCCAAGGGGACCCGGAUGGCGACUGCGUCCGUGGCGAGGCCCUCAAGGACUACCCUGCUUUCACCAGCGUUCCAGAAACUUCCUUCGGGUGCCAGGACCGGGUCCCGGGCUUUUACGCCGACGGGGAGGCCGAGUGCCAGGUGUGGCACUACUGCCUGCCAGAUGGACGACAAGAGUCUUUCCUUUGCCCCAUCGGGACACUCUUCAACCAGCGCCACUUCAUCUGUGACUGGUGGUACAACACGAACUGCACGGCCUCACAGGAGUUAUACCGCCUAAACGACAUCCUUUACGAGAGAUACACAGAAUCAAGAACGUCCAAAGCGCCAGAGGACUCUCGAACCCAAGAAGAUUCUCCUUCGGCUGAUGGAUCCCUUUCCUCGUCCUCGACUUCUGAAGGGUCUUACGAGGGACAGGGUCUACAAGAAGCCUUUGGAGAAAGAGAAAGAGGAGAAGGAAGUCCUCUAGGAUUCUACGGCCUUCCAGAGGAGAGUCCUAAAGAAUCCUAUGGUCUUCGAGAAGAGAGUCCCAAAGAAUCAUAUGAUCAUCCAAGAGAUAGGUAUGACGGACGGUGAAGAAGGAUGGUGUGAUGAUUCGUUCUGAGACCAUUUCGACCCUGAGUGGUAAAGUUGCAUUCCUUUAGUAAAGCGAAAAGCGGGGAUAUACUCGACUGGAUAUUUAUUGAACGACUGACAAAAUGAUAGACAAUGACAAGAUAAUGACAGGAAACGUAGGUAUGUUUUUUUUCUUCUGCUGAAGGAUGGACUGCUUUCACAAUGACAGCUGUUGAGGGAAAAAACGUAAAAUGAGAUGAAUAAUUUCAGAAGAACUUGUGGAUUGCUGAAAUUUCGAUUAGAUAAUCUUUACAAAAGAUAUAUUUAU